UCUCUCUUUUUCUCCUCCCUCUCUCUCUCUCCUCGCUCCCUCGCUCGAUCCCUCUCGUCGUCCCUAACCGUUCUCGUUCGUUUUCGCGGCAUCUUCGUCUCGCUCGCGUACAUUCGAACGAGUCGCCAGCGAGUUCGCGUUGCCUCGACCGUCCGCGGAAUCGCGAUCGCUCGCUCGCGUUUCCCGUCCUUCUCUUCCCUCUUUUCGCGCCUUUCUCUCUCUCUCUCUCUCUCUCUCUCUCUCUCUCUCUCUCUCUCUCUCUCUCUCUCUCUCUCUCUCUCUCUCUCUCUCUCUCUCUCUCUCUUCCUCCGCGUUUGCUCUACGCGCAUAAUAUACACGAGCCUCGCUCCCGAUCAUAGAGCAGUGGCGCGGAAUACUCUCGUAUAGCCAGCAAAAGUCCCCGGACUUAAAUUUUCAUCUAGUCGCCAAUCGGUAUGUACAUAGACACCGAUCGAUCCGCUCCCUCGAUCUUUCGACACGCGGCGGUGAUUCUCGAUAGGUGAGGCUGCCGUGAUCCUGCGCCCCCUCGCCGAGUAAAGUGUCUCUCCUCUUACGGAUAGUGGCCAAUUCCAGAUCGACGAACGGCUGGUGAAACCGGAACGAGAGAGAAACGGGGACGGAGAUAAACGUACACCCGGAAGAAGAGCGCGAUGAAGAGGAGGAGGAGCGACGAGGACGGCAAACCGGCAGCCAAAUAUCGACAUCGGGAAUAUCUGCUGAUCGAGUAUGUCGGGGCCGCGGAAGCAGCGUCCACCAGGGAGGCAGUCGUCAAGCAGGAGGAGGGGAAGGCGACGAUGGCGAUGGCGAUAAAGAGCGAAGACGUCAUCGAGAACCAAGUCGAGCGGCAGCAGGAGCAGGAGCAGGAGCAGCAGCAACAGCAGCAACAGCUGGCGACGUACGUGGCGAACGAGGAGACCGGAGAGGAGAGUGGUGUGGGCGUGCUGGAGGCGGGACAGCCGGAAAUGGAAAAUGGCGUCAUGGUACAGCCAACCGGUGCCGAAGCGGUCGCUAUUGCGGUCGCCGCCGUCGCUGCCGUCGCCAACGAUGCUCGCGCCGACGAGGAUCCCAACGCCACUUACACCCUCCACGAGCUGGGCUAUCAUCCCGCGCACAUAAUCCACGAGAGUUUCGGGGGCGGCGAUAUGAGAGAAGAGCAGCAACAGGUUUCGCAGCCGCCCCACCAAACACACCACCACCGUCAACAGCAGCAGCAGCAGCAGCAGCAGCAGCAGUACGUUCAGCUCGGGGCGAGAGAGGUCCCGAUUCCCGAGGGAGGGGAUAACCGACACCCGUCGGAGGUCUCUGUCGCGUCGGAAGGACGCCGCGCCGGCAGUCACAUGCCUCACUCCACGAUGCAUCGUUACGGUACCGAAACACUCUCCCCAACGACGACGGACCAUCACCAUCAGCAUCAUCAUCAUCAUCAUCAACAACAACAACAACAACAACAACAACAACAACAACAACAACAACAGCAGCAGCAACAGUCGCAUCACCAUCUGUCCGAGGUGCACCAGCACGUCGUCGCUCUAUCGUCCGCGCACCGUCAUCUAGAGGAUCCGCAACAACACCAGCAUCAUCAGGAGACGGACGAGGACGUGGACCGAGGAGUGAGCGGCAUCACCGCUGCCAUGAGGGGCGCGCGGGGCGAUUAUCUGGGUGUACUCUUUACGAAUCUCACCUCGGGCGUCGCGUCGAGCAACAGUGGCAGCAACCAUCACCAUCACCACCUGCAGGACGUGUUGUCCGACGAGUCGUAUUUGCAACAUCAGAUUCGCACCGGUGCCCCGCCGACCAGCAGCGCUGGCGGCAGCGUCGGUGGUGGAGGCUCGCCGUCGGUGAGGACCGUCGGUGGUUCCCCGACCUCCAGUCACAGUCCGCACGACGAUCAGGGCCUGUCGUCGCCGCAUCGACAGGCCCAGGAAGCCGGUUAUAGCCCCAGCGACCAGGGAAGACUGCAGUCCUUCACGCAUCUCACGGCCAUGCAACCACCGGUACAGACCAAUCACGGGCUGCAGGAGGCCGAGCGCGUGUCCGAUCAGCUGUACAUGGACUCGAUUUACGCGCAUCACGCGACCGCCGGUACCCCGCAUCAUCAUCAGGACCAGCACGACCAGGGCCCCCCUACCCCGCAUUCGCCUAGUCCGCUUUCCAGCUCUUCGUAUCGGCAGAUGAGCGGCGUGAGCACGAUGGGCGUCGGAACCGGAACGGGGAGCACCUACGCUCUCCCUUACAUGACGAGCAGCCCUACGGAGCUGGCGUCGUCGCCUCAGCUUUGGAACACUCAAGGUCUCGGCACCGCGCUGUCCAUCGCCGAGGAUUACGGAAGCAGCAAACCGUCGGGCAUGGUGUCCCAUCAAUCCCUGCCGGCGUUCUCGCAGCCGUUUGGAGCGCGAUCCGGCUACCGUUACAGUCCACCGUACGCGACGUCCCAACAGACGACCACCGACACGCCGACCGGCCGCGCCGUCACCGCCAGCGCCGUCGAGGCCGCCUCCUGGGUGUACGCGUCGAUCCGCGAGGGCGCUCAGCCCACGAGCGUCGAUCCGCUGACGACGCAAUACGGCACGUUUCAGAAACGGCAGACCGUUAAUUCGGCGGCGGCACCACCGCAACUCAGCGCCUCGGCGAGUCUAAGCGCAAUGGCGGACCAGGGCAAUUUCUACAAAGACUCUUCUCUCUUCUGUGGGUAUAGUGGCGCCCGUCGCGUCCUCGCGGAGGAGAAAACGAGCCGUCGUUUGUCUGCUUCGAGGCGCGCUGGUCUCUCUUGCAGCAAUUGCGAAACGACGAUGACAUCGUUGUGGCGUCGCAACGCAAGCGGCGAACCGGUGUGUAACGCUUGCGGUCUUUACUUUAAGCUACACGGCGUCAACAGGCCGUCGACUAUGAAGAAAGAUAGCAUUCAAACGCGCAAACGGAAACCUAAGGGCGGAAUGAAAACCAGCGACACACCUCUUUCGGGCAACGUUGCGCAAUGCGCAAACAACAACAAUAACAAUAACAACAACGUUAAACUCGAACCAGAUACCUAUGGCGAUCUGAGGAUGGCUCACACUGGCGUGUCACAAGUGUCAUACACGAGCAAUAUCUACAACACCCAGGCUUCGAACAGGAUAAUGUCCUAUCAGCCCACCACCACAGGUCUCUAUUAUGAGAUGAUGAAUUCGCAGCCACAACAGCAAUUGCUCGAGACUCAUUCGCCCAAGAUCGAGUGUCCGUCUUCACCUUGUGCCACCCGUUCCCCCGGAAUGGUCUCAGCUGGUCAAUCACCGGAUCAUCACCAGCUCACUUCGCCGCAUAUCGUUACUCUGGGCAGUCCAUCGAGUAGUCCAGCUGGUCCUAAGAUUAUCCUGGAUAACGGACACCUUGAAAGAUCUACGGUUGUGUCAAUAUCGUCCUAGAAGCUAUUCAGAAAGAAGCCGGAUACUUCUCUCGAGUUGUCACAGCUCUUAUAUUUCUUGAGAAAUUUUAUAAUAUAUUUAUAUACAGUGUGUGUACAUUAUAUAUUUAUAUAUUAUUAAAUUUCGUAAUUUACAUAUGACUUGAUUGAAAGAACUUGUUUCAAUUUGUGCAAUUGUCGUUUGCACAAUAUUUUUUUUUUUUCAACCAGCAAAAUAAGCAUUUUGUUAGGUUUUCUGCGCGCAUUGUGAUACACAAAAUUGAAAGUUAUACUUUUGUAGAAAUCGUGUGUAUAAGAAAGCAAGAAAGCAGUAGUUGUAAAUAUGCGUUUUAAAAAAUUUUAACAUGAAUUUUUCGAAAAAAAAAAAACAUGAACUUUCUUUGUCCAGGAAAAUGAAUUGUACUUUUUUAUUCAAUCUCUUCUUUUUUUUUACCAAAGAAGACUUUAUUAACAAGUCUUGCGAAUCGACACUUAAUACCAAAUUGCAAAAAAUAUUUUAUCUGUAUA
Molecule: messenger RNA, 3907 nt
Organism: Camponotus floridanus (Florida carpenter ant)
Lineage: Eukaryota; Metazoa; Arthropoda; Insecta; Hymenoptera; Formicidae
Product: centrosomal and chromosomal factor
Exons: 8
Coding region: 651-3401 (916 amino acids)
Biological process (GO): negative regulation of transcription by RNA polymerase II; positive regulation of transcription by RNA polymerase II; cell fate commitment
Molecular function (GO): zinc ion binding; DNA-binding transcription factor activity, RNA polymerase II-specific; RNA polymerase II cis-regulatory region sequence-specific DNA binding
Source: RefSeq, a predicted model, not a curated record